AUUUUCUCUGCCUUGCUAGAACCAAAGCAGGGUGAUUAUAUUCUAGCAGGUUUGCAAUGGUGGAUGAGGGAACCAGAAAAACCCUAAGUGCCAUACCCCUUUUGAAGACAAAGGCAAGCCCACGGGAUAAAGAUAUGUGGGUCCAGAGGCUGAAGGAAGAGUAUCAAGCUCUUAUCAAAUAUGUGCACAACAACAAGAGUCAAGACAAUGACUGGUUCAAGUUGGAGUCAAACCAGGAGGGCACACGAUGGUUUGGCAAGUGCUGGUAUAUACACGACCUACUCAAAUAUGAAUUUGAUGUUGAGUUUGAUAUACCAGUGACAUACCCUAUGACUUCACCAGAGAUUGCAAUUCCAGAACUAGAUGGCAAGACAGCAAAAAUGUACAGAGGAGGGAAGAUCUGCUUGUCUGAUCACUUCAAGCCACUGUGGGCUCGGAAUGUUCCCAAGUUUGGAAUUGCACAUGCCAUGGCACUUGGGCUGGGUCCUUGGCUUGCAGUGGAGAUUCCUGACAUGAUCAGCCGUGGAGUUGUGACAUACAAGGAGAAGAAGGGCCCUGGAGACAAAGAUAAUACAUGACAUUCCCUUCCCAGCCAGAAAAUUUUAUGCUAUUUUUUUUUCUUUAUUUUAUGGUGGGUUAUGAUUGAAUCAUGUUUGAUCCGCU
Messenger RNA from Darwinula stevensoni, 663 nucleotides. NCBI's taxonomy places the organism in Eukaryota, Metazoa, Arthropoda, Ostracoda, Podocopida, Darwinulidae. The record is from the annotation of a GenBank genome assembly.